AUUAUCUUAAUCUUCACUAUCAUUACUUUUUGCCCAGCGAAGUGGGUCCUUGCAGCUAGUGUAUACAUAAUAUUCAUAAAAGCUCCAAGUAUAAGAAACCUGAUUGUAAGUGUGCUGUCUUCACUGUGGUCUGUAGGAAAGGAAAUACAUCAGUGAUAUAAGUUAUGUUAUUGAACACAAAAUGUGUGCUAUCUCUAUCAAAACAAUGUUUAUUCAGCACAAUAGAUUGUAGACUAUGUAUAGUUUACUGAAUUAUUACACUACAUAAAAGUUCUUAAGAUGAUGUUGGCAGAACUACUUUAUCUGUUUGGAUUGAGGUCAUAGAUGUCUUCUGCCUCUGUAAGAUGGUGCUCUGACAAAGUUUGUUUUUGGGUCUUUUCAAACAUGUCUAUUAUGUGAUGUUUUUGUAGUUUUAUACUUUCUUUAUAUGGAAGAUAUUUAGCAUAAUGUAAUUAAAAUAUUAUUUUUACAUUUUCAGAUUAAAUCAAUUUCUAAAAUUGAAUCAUUAUGUUUGGGCAGUUGUCUAGAAGAAUGUUUACAACGCUUGGAUGUUUUAAAACAUCUAAUGUUAAAAGAUAAUAUCGCAAGAAAUAAAUCUAAAAUUUCAACUGGAAAGCCUCUCGAUGAAGUACAAAGUAUAGACAAAAAUAUGAAACCUGCUUUAUGUCAUCAGAAGACAGAAGGGCAUAUAAUGUUUUUGGAUAAUAAUGAUAAACUACAAGAAGACAGAGAUUAUAUUGAAAAAACAAUAUCAAGAAUACAAACAGAACUUAUAAAGGAAAGAACUUAUAACAGUCUUCUAGAAGCAAUUUCAUAUGAAAAAGAACAAAAUAUCAUAUUGGAUGACACCAAGAAAAAAGAAUUAGAAAUGAAUGAAACUAUAGAAGGAUUAAAAGAAGAGAUAACAAAAACAGUACAAAAUACAAUAAAUAAUUUACAAGAAAAGGAGAUUGAAAUAGCAGAUAAGAAGCAUUCUCUUCAAAAAUCAAAAAAGAGAAUUCAAAUUGAAGUUGAAUACAUGUCAAAUAAAUCAAAAAAUGCUAUUGCACAGUGUAAAGAAAGAACUUCAAUGAAAUUGGAUGUGAAGAGAAAACAACUAGAGAGAGAUAUAAUUAUCCAAUAA
This is a messenger RNA of Centruroides sculpturatus (bark scorpion), 1123 nucleotides long. Its product is annotated as IQ domain-containing protein G-like. The coding region runs from base 566 to 1123 and encodes 185 amino acids. NCBI's taxonomy places the organism in Eukaryota, Metazoa, Arthropoda, Arachnida, Scorpiones, Buthidae. Gene Ontology annotation, biological process: cilium organization. The record is from RefSeq and is a predicted model, not a curated record. Gene Ontology annotation, cellular component: motile cilium; cytoplasm. The transcript has 5 exons.